Molecule: messenger RNA, 678 nt
Organism: Symbiodinium sp. CCMP2592
Lineage: Eukaryota; Dinophyceae; Suessiales; Symbiodiniaceae
Source: the annotation of a GenBank genome assembly
AUGACCACGCAUUGGAGUACGAUUCACCGGCAGUUCAUGCCUUGCUGGGAAACUGCUCGACAACAGCUCACUUUGGUCCGAAAUGCGGACCUCAUCCUGUAUACGAGCGCGAGCGGGAAUGUCGGCAGCAAGGAUUUGGAGCAACUUCAUUUCACCAACUUUAUUGAGAAGCACUAUAAGGCAGCAAAGUAUGAAGAGGGCGCCAUUCAAGCCGUGGUUGACGCGUUUGGGUCCAAGGGGCAUCAAGAGAAAUGGUUCGACAGAUAUGAUUGGGUUGUGAGGCUCAAUCCGGACGUUUUGAUCAUGGAUGACAGCUGGCUGCUGGAGACGAUGGGGAAUUCCUCUGUCGAUGCCAUCUUUGUAGACUGCAACGGCACAAUCAACACGGACUUUUUCGUUGUCCGUCCACAGGUAAUUCAAACCAAUUUGGCGGAUACGUGCACAUCCGGCUCUGGGGACACGAACGCCGAGACGCAUUUCACUUGCGUUGUGUCAACCAUCAUCUCAUCGGGUCGCUACGUUUGGGUUAAAGGCGCGCAGAACAUUGGUGGAUGUCGCGUGGUGGGAGCCGAAUCGCCAGUUGUACAUGAACAUGGCUUUCGGAAGUGCUGCCCAGACUAUCUCUCGGCGCAGGCAAAUUGCUCGAGAGUUCCGGUCAAGCACAGCGAGAAGGCAUAG